AUUUUUUUGGAGCCGAAAUCCCGGAGAAAACCGCAUUUGAAAAAGCGCAACUUCUACGCAAAUUUAAAACGCUCUGGAAUGGCGGGCAAAUGACGUUGUUGAAAUACUACGGUAGUCAAAUCGAUGUCUAACUCAAAGCUUCGCAGAACGCCACGGGUAGCGCCGCCGCGCCGCGCCGCAGCUACAAGCUACAACAAGCAACAGGUGAUAACCAAGAUACAUCCAUGUGAUAACCACUUUUCACGUAAAUAAACAAACCUCCGUGAUCGCUAGCUAUGGCCAGGUGUUUUGUGCCGGGGUGUGAAAACAGUGAAAGUGAAAGUGGUAAACACUUUUUUAGUGUGCCACGAAAUGAAAGGCGAUAUGACUGGUUCCGGGCCGUGGGGAAGAAUGACGGCAACAUCUCCCUCACCAGAAAUCUGGUCUGCUGCCAAGACCAUUUCAUCCUUAACUCUGAUGUGGAAGGCUAUCAUAUGUCCCAGAUGUUGUUGUCUGGUGGUUUCAAGACAAAAUGGAAAUUGAAAAAAGAUGUCCUCCCACGUAUGUCAAUUUUGAAUGUCAACUUAGAACCUGUUGGACUCUCGGACGACUCUUUCCAGCCCUUGCUUUCUAAGACCCUCACAAAUCCAGAUGUAUUACCCGAUGAAAAAUCAUCGAAAACCAUUGGUUGUCAGGUUAAUGUGCGCCCUAAAUUCAGAUCGGUCAAUCUCCAAGUUAGGCCCCAGACAGCCUCAGCUGAGUGUCAAACAGACUUAGGGCGGAGUCCUCCUCCCAAAGUCUUGACUGCCUCUUGCCACAAUGAAGAAAAUCUUCCCCUAAAAGCCUCCAAAGGAAAGAAGAGACAGUAUGAUGAAGCAAACAAUAGUUCCUCAAAUCCAUCUCAAUCAUCUCACUCAGAUUACAUUCCCAGCCAAAAAUCGAAAGCCUCCUCGACUAGUACGUCCGUAACUCUUAAAGAAUAUUCUGUAAACGAAGAAAAAUCCCAUUCAUGUGCUUUAAACCUAAAACUCAUGUAUAGCAAUCCCAUGUAUUAUCUAGGUUUGCAUAAAGAACAUGCUGCCACUAUUUUGAAUAAGUUACAGAAAUACUCUAGGCUCAGCGAAAAGAAAAUUUUAAUAGCAUUACGAAAAGUACGAUUAAAUGAAGCCAAUGAGGGUUUAAGCCAUGUCUUUGGCUGCAGUGAAGUGUACAUUGGUCGAGUUAUAAACGAAGUCAUUCCAGUCAUUGCAGAGUUGGUAAAAUCCCUCAUUUACCAGCCGCAAAAAGACAUCAUUAAAGCGAACUUGCCAGUAUCAUUUAGAGCUCGCUACUCUAAUGUAGGUUAUAUUAUCGACUGCUUCGAAAUAGAAAUUGAGAAGCCCACACACUCUGUUCUGCAGAGUGUUACGUGGUCCUCCUAUAAACAUUGCAAUACUCUGAAAUAUUUGAUAUCUUGUACGCCAAAUGGCUUCAUUAAUUUUGUCUCUGUAGGAUAUGGAGGAAGAGCCUCUGACAAAGUCAUCACUGAAGCUUCAGGAUUUUUGAGCAUUUUAACACCUGACAAUAGAGUCAUGGCUGAUAGAGGCUUCAAACACAUUGAAAGUAUGGUUGUCAAAGCAGGAAGCUCCCUUGUAAGACCCCCCAGUGUAGGAAACAACGAAAAAAUGACCAAAGAUGAAGUAAGGCAAACCAAAGUAAUUGCUAGUCUUAGAAUAAAUGUAGAGAGAGUCAUAGGUCGCCUUAGAGAUUACAGGUUUCUUGCACCUCAUGCUAGAAAUCAUCAUGAUCUACUCAGUUUAACAGAUUCAGCUGUAAUUAUUGCUUGUGCUUUUGCAAACUUGCAAGGCCCAUACUAUAAAUAAAAGCGAAACUAAUCACAGCUUAAGCAUUAAAGUUAACAAUGAAAAAUUGGGAACCAAUUUGAAAUAAAAAAAAGGUUUCAGGUACAGAUAACAAUACAAGAGUAACCACAAAAAAAAAAAGAAAAAAAAAUACUUGAAAACAAAAGGAAACAUUCAGAUUCAGCAAAAAAUUAUUCAUUGCGGUGUAAUAUUAAUUUCAUAAAAGAAAUCAAAAUUGCUUUUUAAGGGAAGUCAAUUGAUACACAUGACACCAAGGCAAGACAGAGGCCCUAUAAUUUACAAUAUUUCUAAUUAUUUUGCUUCAAACCAGUUAUUUAUCCGUUAUUGUUCAGCUGUAUUGUAGUGUUAUGCUGUUUGGUUCUUCUGGUGAGAAUUUCUUUUUUUCUCCCCAAUCCUCUGAGCACUGAACUAUGAAUUUUAGCACUUGCUACAAGCAAGAUGAAUUUUUUUCUCCUCUUUUUUGGUGUGCAAGUGCAAGUAGGCAAUUUUUCGAAUUACUUUUUGUCUUAACUCCAAGAGUUAUUUUUAAAUUUGUCUUCAAUUUCAUUCUCAUGAAAGAAACUGUUUUUGUGAACUUCUUCAGGAAAAGGGAGUAUAAGGCUUCCAAUGCUGCCAAGAUUGUGUCAUGUCGCUCUUGAAGUUCAAGUAACCUGUCGGGAAGCUCUGCCAUAAAUUUUUCCUUGAAUCUGCUUCAAAUUUUUUUCCACUAUUAUGUGGAAGUAAGUCAACUAUGAAUGAAUUUCAUUUACUGCAAAUGCUAUGAAAAAUUGCACAAUCUUAGCAGCAUUGCAAGCCUUAUACGCCCUUUUACCAAAGAACUCCUGAUUUACAAGUGUACACUUGUGAUACAUGUUUCUAUCAGCUAGUAAAGCUCAAAAAUCAGAUAAAUAUUAAAAAUAAAUAUAUAUGGUGCAGGCAACAUUAUCCAGUCUGUUGCAUGCCUACACAGAUGGUACAAUUUACAAGCUUGCAUGAAUUUUCCAAUUUCUCGAUUUUUCAAAGUACACAGUGAGAUUUAUGAAACACCUCAUCAAUGAAAAUAAGGUAUCCACCUCAAUCUUAAAAUUUCUGAAUACCUAUUGCAAUGUUUUUAGUAAAAGAGAGAAUUAUUAGAAGCUUGUCAUUUAUUUAAGAUAGCUAUAAUAACAUUGUCUUCCUCCUCUGAAAUGCUUUGUUGAAGGAAAUUUGAGACGAACUUCAGACUAUGAAUAAGACUGCUUUUAGACUGUAUAACAAGUUAAAGCUAGAUUCAGCAUUUUCAUUUAAUUUAUCCUCGACCUUCUUCAAGUUGGAGCUAAAAUGAUCAAAACAAUAAGAAGCGAAGAGAAAAAUGCAGACAAGUUCUUUACUCUGAAAGUUUGGACUUGUUAAACAAACCUGAACUGAACUAAACCAUCUCUCUUUCUGUGUGCUGGCUAUCAGUGUACUUCAUUUACACUCUUGUAAAUGAAGGGUCCAGUGUCUUAAGAUUUUGGCUGGCAUUAUGUCUUUCUCUCUCUCUUUUUGAGAACAGAUAAGCGGCCUCAUGGCUUAAAAAAAGAUAGAGCUUAUGUUUUGACGCCGAAUUAAGUUCUGACCUACUGUUUUACACAUGUCCAUUCCACAAUACUAGUUCUACUUGUAAAUACCAUAAUUUCAAAUUUUCCAAAAAUGUCACUCAACAUGUGUUUCUUCUAGACCUUUCAAAUGAAUCAGUGAGAACGAAAGCACACCAACUCCGAAAAAUGAAAGUUAUCAAGACACACACAAAACUGCACAGAAGAUGAAGAAAUUAGUCUCAGAAAAAAUAUUUUCGGUGCCGAAAUGCAAGUACUUAAGAACAUUUUAAAGGUCCAAGUUGGAACAGGUGCGCUAACUUCAAUGACCUUUAUAAAGAUUGACCGUCUUUAAUGAAAAUUUAGCAUUUCUGAGUUACCUACCGGGUUGGUGUGUUUUCGAUCUCACUGAUUCAAAUAUGAAGUAACACAAAAUAUGUAAUUUACCAACAUUAAAAAUGAACUAAGGCUCAUGAGAGGUAAGAAAACAACACUAAAAAUUAAAAAAUGAGACAAAUUUAAAUCACAGAUUGUGCUGUCCAAAUGAUGUUCCAAAAAUCACAUGAUGAAAGAACAAGCCUAAAUAUUUUCAAAAGUUUACUUCCAAAUGAAUUAAAAGAAUUACCAAAA
Messenger RNA from Bemisia tabaci, 4006 nucleotides. RefSeq lists its product as uncharacterized. Lineage: Eukaryota; Metazoa; Arthropoda; Insecta; Hemiptera; Aleyrodidae. The record is from RefSeq and is a predicted model, not a curated record.